UCCGUGGCUUCACUGGUGUUUACUUUGAGCAGUGGAGACCUGCAGCUGCUGAUAAAGUCUCUGCUGACGGAGGGAAGACUGUGAAAUCAGAUCACAGGAUGGACUCCAGUGGGAAACCCUCGACUGCACAGAUCGUGGUUUUAGCCAGCAGCUCAGCGCUGACCGCACUCUUCUACUCCAUUUACAGGAGCAAAGCUACAACAGUUGCCAGGUUAAAGGAAGCCAAGAAAGUAUCCAUAGACCAGGAUUUGAGAAACAUCUUGUCUGAAACCCCUGGCAGAUGUGUCCCAUAUGCUGUCAUAGAAGGUGUCGUCAGAAAUGUGAAGGAAACUCUGAGCAGUCAGUUUGUUGAAAACUGCAAAGGCGUCAUUGAAAGACUGACGCUGAAGGAGGAAAAGAUGGUGUGGAAUCGCACCACUCACCUCUGGAACAGCACAGAGAAAAUCAUCCACCAGCGCACCAACACGGUUCCGUUUGCCCUCGGGUCUCACGACGAAGCUAUCGCCGCCACAGUUCGGAUUAUACGGCCACUAGACGCUGCAGAGUUGGACCUGGAGACCACCUACGAAAACUUCCACCCCUCAGUCCAGUCCCUAUCCAAUGUCAUUGGCCACUUCAUUAGCGGGGAGCGACCUAAGGGCAUCCACGAAACCGAGGAGAUGCUGCGGUUGGGAGACAGCGUCACAGGGGUGGGAGAGCUGGUGCUGGAUAACAGCCUGAUCAAGCUCCAGCCACCCAAACAGGGCUUCCGUUAUUUCCUCACCCGUCUCGACUACGAGUCUCUCCUGAGGAAGCAGGGGAACAGCGUCAGGCUGUGGAGGAUUCUGACUCUCGUGUUCGGCGUCGCCGCCUGUUCCAUGCUCGUCUACAUCCUGUGGAAGCAGUAUGUGCACCGCAGACAGAGUAAGAAGGAGAGGGGCAUGCUCGAGGAGUUCAAGGAGCAGCAGAAGAAACGUAUGCGUGAACUCAACAUAGAGGAAAGCAGCGUGUCGCCCACCAGCUGUACUGUCUGUCUGAGCCGGGAGCGCUCCUGUGUGUUUCUGGAGUGCGGUCAUGUGUGCGCUUGUGCUCAGUGCUAUGAUGCCCUGCCAGAGCCAAAGAAAUGCCCCAUUUGCAGGGCAACUAUAGACAGGGUGGUGCCUCUUUACAACAGCUAAUGUGGCCAGUAGCAAAUAGAGAUGUGUGGAAAAGGCUUACAUAACAUCUGAAGUCUUCUCAGCAUUUUACAGUCAUGGUACCACUGGAAGUCUGUGCUUUUUCUUUUUUCUUUUCUCUUUUUGCUUUUUACACAUCCUGUUCGAUAAAUAACAAGUUGGUCUGUGCUGAGACAUGAUGCGAUUACGUUUCCUCUCAAAUGUUCAAAUCAAAUUUGGAAUCUGUAAUUCAUCUUGAUGGUGAAAAUGGAAUCCCUCCUUUCAUCUUGAUAAAAGAAAAUUAAAUCCCAUCCUUCAUCCUGAGAUACAAUGAGAUGUUUUCUUACUCAGACACACAUGAAUACUGAUCAUUAUCUGUUUCCAGAAAAAGAUCAAUCUUAGAAGUUAAAAGCAUUUUCUAAGAGUGUUUCUUUGAGCGCUUCAAAAUUGUCAUAUGCGUUUCCCAAAUCACUUAUGAGCGAACAUGCAGUUAAAAGCUUCUGAAUACACUUUAAAGUAACAUGGCAUAUUUAUCCCAUGGCUUACAGAGAAUUAAAUUAAAAAUGCAUAAAAUGACAAACCAUAAAUGUAAUAAACACAAUAGAAUUGCUUUAGACUUGAAAUCAUUCAGUGUGAAUACUAAUCUAAAAGUGCCUCUUAAGACUACAUUAAACCUGACGGUUCAUGAGUGUGCACGUCGUGUACUGUGUGUGCGUGAGCAUUUCAUCCGGAAGAGACAUAUCAGGUGAAAACAGGAAGACGAUGACAGUUAAUUUUGUGUGUUAAGUUUAUUUUCAAAUCCAACCAGCGCCAUUUAAUUUACAUCAUUUGACCUCUCACGGUUCUUUAAAUGAAACCCGUUCAGAGGGGAAAUCGUGCUUUGGAACUGCUAACAUUUUGAAAUAUGAUAGGCUCUGCCUUUUUGAAAGAGAAAACAAACCAAACCGCUGAUUGAAUGUAUUGCAGUGCAUUUUUAUAAGCUCAUCCUGUGUUUUAUUUAAUGUAAAAUUUUAUCUCUAGAGGAACCAUUGACUUCAGCUUUCAGACAGAUGUAGUGCCUCUGAAAUGUAGUGGAGUAGAAGUAUGAAGUAGCAUAAAAUGGAAGCACUUAAGUAGAUUACAAGCACAUUAAAAAUGUGCUUAAAUACAGUUUGAGUUAAUGUACUUAGUGACUUUCCACCAAUGGAGGCGCUCAAUGUAUGAUGAUUUCUGGGAAACGCAUUAUAAGCUUAAGAAGGAUGGAUUUUACCGUCAUCUUAACCGUAAGAUUCUUUUUUCUCUCGUAUCUAGUCUCUACAUUUGGUUUGAAAGUAGGAACAGAUCUUUCUUUUUUUAACGGCUGAUAUUGGGAGUGGGCCUCGUGGCUUGUGUUUUGUGCAGCGGUGUGUGGGCGCAGCAGAGGAAAGGCUGCAGCUCACACUGAACAAUUCUAUGCAAGAGUUUGAAGGGUGAUGUGAGGUGGUGAGGGGAUAAUUGUACAGGCCUCUGUCAGGUUGUUUCAUGUUCUGGACAGAGACAGAGAGAGGGAGGGAGCGAGCGAGCGAGCUGACCCUGUCCUUUAUUUUUCCACCGGGUGCCUGCUAAUAAAGACGUGUGCUCAGGCUCUGACUUUCAGCCACAGUGAACGGAGCAAGUGGCAACAUGUGUAAAACUUGUUAAAGCGCACUGUACCGGGGCGACCUCUGAAACAUCACAGCCACCCGGUGUUGGACUGCAAAGCUGCUUUUCCUUGGACUUUGGCAAAAAAACCAAAAAAAAAAACCAAUCAACCCACUGUUAUUUUUGCAACUGAAACCUCAUUAAAGACAAAUGUCAUCCAGACCAAAAAAAAAAA
Seriola aureovittata is the source of this 2967-nucleotide messenger RNA. RefSeq names its product mitochondrial E3 ubiquitin protein ligase 1b (gene mul1). The record is from RefSeq and is a predicted model, not a curated record. Gene Ontology annotation, cellular component: mitochondrion. The transcript has 5 exons. Lineage: Eukaryota; Metazoa; Chordata; Actinopteri; Carangiformes; Carangidae. Gene Ontology annotation, biological process: protein ubiquitination; organelle organization. Bases 99 to 1157 code for a protein of 352 amino acids. Gene Ontology annotation, molecular function: ubiquitin-protein transferase activity.